AUGGAUUCCUCGGGCUCCCAGGAGAAAAAGUCCAUCCCGCGGUUUGCCAGUUUCAAGCCUCCACCAGCUCCUCCGCCCAAAGCUGAUCGGCCUUCUGAUCGCCGAAGUCACGAGCCCGUCCAUCGCGACGAAAAGUCCAAACACCACUCGAGGCAUAGAAGCCAUCGGGAUCGUUCGCGAUCUCGAGAGCGUCGAAGAGAACGGAAGGAGCAUCGUCCGGCCCGAAGAGAUGCGGAACAACGAGAUGUGGAGCCUACCCGCGAAUCUGCGCGCGCACCGAAACCCAUCGUGAGAGAGGGAGAAGACGAGGCGUCUGAUCUGUAUGUUAUCGAUCGCAAAGGCGACAAAUACAACCUGAUUUACGGGACAUUACAUCGCUACAAUGUUCCCCUUUAUCACCGAGUCGGCCGAGGAAACGUGCUUGGUCUUCCCACGAGCUACCGAAUCGACCGCGACACGGCGKAGGGAGAUGCGCUGAUCUUGAAGACGGGCAUUUCGCGUACAGACGCGAAGAGCAUCAAGUCAAAGAGUGCCUUUGCUGGACUGGCUAAGCAACGCACGAAGCUUCUCCGGCUGCGAAAAGACCCUUUGUCGGAUGCCGCAGCCGAGGCCUCGAAAGAUUUCCUUCCUCUCGAUGCUUCAGCCAACCGGAGGCGCAAAGAAACGCCAGAAGAUAUCGCUACGGAAGAUGAGCGAUAUGCCUACCGGUCGAUUCAUGGUAAAGCGAAACCCGAAGAUGACAUUCCGAGCGACUUGGAGGCCGUGUCGGACACGGACUCCAGUGACGGCGGCCUUCGAGUGGAUCCCGACGAGGAAAUCAAGUCUCGCAACGCAGAACUUUUGAGGGACGUUGAACGAAACCCGACAGAUAUUGAUGCAUGGCUCCGCCUCAUAGAACAUCAGGAGUUGCUUCUUAGAGGUUCAGAAAGGGAAUCUCGCGCCUUGACCGCCGCGGAAAGAAAGAGUUUGGCCGACAUCAAGCUGUCGUUGUACGAGAAAGCGCUGAAAAAGGUCGGGGAUAGUCCGUUCAAAGAUGUCCUUCUGCUGGGCUUAUUAGAAGAAGGUGCAAAGCUAUGGGACACGAAGAAGCUCUCGUCACAAUGGCAGGCAGUGCUGAAAGCGAAUUCACAAUUCAUUAGCCUUUGGAUCAAAUACCUUGAUUUUCGUCAGACGGAAUUUCUCGAUUUUACCUAUGAAAGGUGCUUCAACACCUACCUUGAAUGCUUGAAACUGAAUAGGCUUGGCCCUGGAGGGCCGGGAAAAGGCCAUGUGCAGGUCUACUUGUUUUUGCGAUUGACUUGUUUUAUCAGGGAAGCUGGAUUCACAGAGCAUGCGGCUGGUCUUUGGCAGGCCAUUCUUGAAACAGUGUUCUUUCGUCCAGAGGAUUUAAGUAUCGGAAAGGACCAAGAAACACUUUCAGCGUUCCUUGACUUUUGGGAAUCAGAAGUUUCUCGAAUCGGAGAGUUGGGCGCAAAGGGUUGGAGAUCGGGAGAAAAUGCUCUCAUGGAACCCAAGGCCUUCGCACCUCAGUUCAAGGUCGAUCUACGAUCAGUUUUUGCAUCCUGGACCGUCUGCGAAAGAGAACGGAUAUCCAAUGCGCAAUUGCCCGCGCGGAGUCUGGACGAGACUGACGAAGAUGAUCCCUACCGUAUAGUAAUUGCAUCUGAUCUCCGAGAGAUUUUACCCCUUGUCUGGGACGUGGACUCGACGGAUGUGUUGAUCGAUAGCUUCAUGUAUUACUGCCAAUUGCCUCCACUCAAGUCACCCGAGAACAUGGAAUCGACCAGUCGUUGGACUGGAGACAAUUUCCUGCGAAAUGAGUUGAUGAGUAACACAGAGAUCACAAUACACGGUUUUCUUCAGAACCAGACCGACGGUACAGAGCCAUCUGCUAUCUCCCCAUUGUCUUUCCCUCAUACAAAUUUCGUACAAACCACGGAUACGCUGUUUGCAGAUCAAGAGGCCUGGUUUUCGUCUCUACGGUCGUGGACGAAGACUACGAUGUUCUCACGAUCCGAUAUCAACCCCGACUGGGCUCGGAGGACCCUCAGGUUAUUGGUAGAAGCAAAUCCGUGGAACGAUGACUUGGCUGAGUGUGCACUUGCCGUGGAAUUAGCGUGCAAUAGCAAAGAAGCCAGGAAGUAUGCCAAGUCGCUUCUAAAGAAGAGGAGCUCGAACCUGCGGCUUUACAACGCCUACGCGCUUAUAGAAUGCCGCUCUGGCAAUCACACGGCUGCCGAACGUGUCUGGGCAACCACGCUCUCCAUGAGCAAGACAUUUUCCGAUCACGACAGGGUCGAUUGUGCCAUGUUGUGGCAGAGUUGGAUCUGGGAAUCGCUUAAUGCUCGAAAUAUAGCCCAAGCAUCCCACCUACUCCUUUCAAUACCGCAGAACAGUGUUGACCUCAACGCUGUCCCGGCCGCUUUUAGCGAAACCAUGUUUAGCGCGACAGGUCUGCUGAAAGCACAGAAUUCUCUUUCAGAAGCCCAAGAACGCGCCCUGGUCACCAGAAAAGCCAGGAUAUUUGUUGCUUGCACGGAUUGUCUGGCUCUUCUUGCAUAUCUGUCCCAGUCCUUCGAUAUGACCAAAGCCUUGGAGGCAUAUACCCGUGCAAUGGCCAGUCUCAGCACGCUACCUGAGCGAUUCCACAGUUUCCGGACCUUCACAACCGAGUUGCUACACCAAGCCCGGGCGAGGCUUAUUUACUAUCAUGUCCGCACCAGCAGCCUAUACAAACCAUCUCAGAUUCGCUCCCUCCUAACCGAAAGCAUCUCCCUCUUCCCCCACAACACCAUAUUUUUAUCCCUCUUCGCCUGGAACGAAUCCCGGUUCCGCAUCGAAGAACGCGUCCGCGAAGUCGUCCGGGACGUCACCUCAGAAACAAAACAGCGCACCAGCCACGACCGCACAAUCGCCCAACAAAUCCCCAUAACCUCCCACCUCUUCUCGAUCUACACCGAACUCGUCCGCCCCGUCUACGCAGGCUCCACUCUACACUCCGUCCGUGCGGCCUUCGAAAAGGCCAUCGGCGACCCCGCACACCUCCCACACACAGGCGCACUCGCGAACGGCGCCAGCAGCACUACAUCGAGCGCGCGCUCGAGUCUCACCCUCUGGAAGCUGUACAUCCUCUUCGAACUCUCCCGGCACGAGAUCGACCGCGCCAAAGAAGUCUUCUACCGCGCUAUUCGCGCCUGUCCCUGGUCCAAGGAACUCGUUAUGCUGGCAUUUACGCACCUGCGCGCGGACGUCGUCCGGGACCGAUACAAAGAUUCCCCGAGGAAAGGGGAGGGGAUGGGCUUCGACGAGCUUCGCCGCGUGUAUAAUGUUCUCGUGGAGAAGGAGUUGCGGAUCCAUGUCGAUAUCGAGGAGGAAUUGGACAGACUUGCGGCGAGGAGGAUCGAGGGCGCUGCUAUGUCUCUGGGGCCGAUUCAGAUGCCCGACGAUGCAGACAGUGAGGAUGAGCGUAUGCAGUUAUAG
Messenger RNA from Aspergillus pseudoviridinutans, 3480 nucleotides. RefSeq lists its product as uncharacterized. The record is from RefSeq and is a predicted model, not a curated record. Bases 1 to 3480 code for a protein of 1159 amino acids. Gene Ontology annotation, molecular function: protein binding. The transcript is spliced from 3 exons. Gene Ontology annotation, biological process: regulatory ncRNA-mediated post-transcriptional gene silencing; negative regulation of RNA catabolic process. Gene Ontology annotation, cellular component: catalytic step 2 spliceosome. Lineage: Eukaryota; Fungi; Ascomycota; Eurotiomycetes; Eurotiales; Aspergillaceae.